Molecule: messenger RNA, 1490 nt
Organism: Anopheles funestus (African malaria mosquito)
Lineage: Eukaryota; Metazoa; Arthropoda; Insecta; Diptera; Culicidae
Exons: 3
Coding region: 1-1194 (397 amino acids)
Source: RefSeq, a predicted model, not a curated record
AUGGAAUUAAUUGUGCAAGAUCGAAGAUGGAUUAGGGAGCUGGCAAACGUAGUAACAUUGUUUCGCAAUAGAGGUAGAACAUGGUGGAUGCGACCGAUGUUUUUUCGACGAGAAUGGGAUGGAAAUGUUCUACUGAGAAAUAUAAUGGCUGAAGAAAUUAACGACACAAUAGUUAAGUUUUUGCGUAUGAAGUGGGAAGAUUAUUAUUUCUUGGAAUCACUCCUUGCUGCCAACAUUGAAAGAAUGGAUACAAAUAUGCGUGAUGCCAUCACACCUCGUGAACGUUUGCUGAUAACAUUGAGAUAUUUAGCCACCGGGGAAACAUAUGCGAGCCUCCAGUUUUUGUUCAAGGUAUCACAGUCGUCUAUCCGAUCAAUUAUACCUGAGGUAUGCGAUUGUUUAAUUGCUGCGCUGCAAGAAUAUAUAAAGCUACCAUCUAACAAACAACAGUGGUUGGAAAUCUCUGAUAUGUUCAAACAACGAUGGAAUUUUCCUCACGCGGUAGGAGCAAUUGAUGGCAAACACGUUCCUAUUCGCUCUCCAAAGCACAGUGGUUCUGACUAUUUUAAUUAUAAGAAGUUUCACAGUAUUGUUAUGUUAGCAUUAGUGGACGCUGACUACAAUUUUUUGUACGUUAAUGUUGGUGGACAAGGAAGUAUUUCGGACGGUGGAAUUUUUAAGAAUACUCAGUUAUAUGAAAUGCUAGAAACGAACAGACUGGACAUUCCGGAUCCAGAAAUCUUACGAGUACCUUAUGUAACAAAGGUGCCCUACUUCAUUUUGGGUGAUAAAGCUUUUGCUUUUACGAAUUAUUGUAUUAGACCGUACGGAGGAGCUGAUAACACACUUGGAGCGAUACAACGUACCUUUAAUUAUUUUCAGUCUCGUGCUCGCAUGACAGUAGAGAACACGUUCGGUAUUGUUAGUAACCGCUUUCAAGUUAUAAGAGGUCCCAUAUUACUAGAACCUCAAAAAGCGCGAAAAGUUGUGUUAACUGCGGCCUAUUUACAUAACUUUUUACGCAAGAGAGCCUCAAGGGAUUAUUACAUGCCAACUGCUUCCCUUAACCGAAACACGACUAAUAGGACUCAAACGGCUCUGGAAAGUCUACAAACCAUCUCAACUAGGGCUCCUGAUCGUCUUUUGUGUAUUCGCAAUCAUGUCGCAAAUGAUUUAUAUUAUAAUCCUACGUAAUAUUUUCUACACCAAGGUUUAGUAUUCUUAUUCUUAUUAAAUAUCAAUGUAAAGUAUCUUAAUGCUGAAUAAAAUAAUUAAAAACUGCGCCAUUACUGCAAUUAACAACGUGACGCUGGAGGAUUAUGACAUCGAGUGCUUCAUCUUGCAUACGGAUUUUAAAUGGAGCAAAUACUACGAUCUUGCGUUGAUGAGUCGAUUUUAUGAACUUUAUCCGACCUGGCGGUCUUGUGCUAUUCCUUGUGCUUGUACUAUUUUAAAUACGCUAACUAUUUUGUAUAAUACGCUUACCGUGU